CUGUCGACGCCUCAUUGUUUGUGUAUCUGCAGUUGCUUGGCUCAGGGUGGCGAGUUUGCGCUGUCCGCGACGCUUACUGACCUCCUGAGACCCGCUGUGUGUGUGUGUGUGUGUGAAGCGCUCAGCUGUCUGUCAUAAACCAGCACAACAGCACGCGCUUCUCCAGAGCAAAGCAGACAGCACGCGUACAGAGGCGCUGGCGACAGCUGAGUGGGGUCUUCAGAUAUGCACAGCUAGAUUAAAGCAAAGCGAGCCAGUAUCCGCGUCAAAAUGGACUGGUGUAUAGGCGAACUAACGUGAAAACAUCCUCAAAUUGAUUUAGCCCAGCGUUGUACUUGAACCACGGGAUGAUCUGUAGUAUCUUGAUGUUUACUCUCGAAGCUUUUGCAUUGAAGCGCAACGUUCACGUUUGACAGCCCUGCGUAACAUUUCGUCCGCGCUGAACAUGACAGAGGACAUAAUGACGGCUGUGCGCCGAAAUCUUUCUCAAACAGCAGGUGCCUCGGGACAAAAGGAUAGCGGACAAACUGAACCGACAAACGGGGCGAUUCCUUCCUCCUCACCCGCGGAGCUGAGCCAGGACUCCGCGUCCUGCACCAGCGAACUGACGCGCACGUGGCUGCAGUUCGCCAAGACCUUCGUCGUUAUCUUCCCCAUAUAUGUCUUGGGUUAUUUUGAGUUCAGUUUUAGUUGGCUUUUAAUCGCCCUCACUAUAUUUUUCUUUUGGAAAAGAAACACUAGGUGUAAGAACACUAGGUUGAAUAGAGCACUUUCGUUUUUUGAGCAAGAGGACACAGUUAAACAGGAGCUGGAGGCAACUGAGUUACCAUCAUGGGUUCAUUAUCCAGAUGUGGAGAGAGUUGAGUGGCUAAAUAAGACAGUGAAACAGAUGUGGCCUUACGUGUGUCAGUUUGUGGAGAAGCUGUUUAAAGAAACAAUCGAGCCAGCAAUCAAAGAAGCCAAUGCCCACCUCAGUACAUUCAGCUUCACCAAGAUCGAUCUCGGCGAUAAGCCUCUCAGAAUCAAUGGGAUCAAAGUUUACUCUGAGAACGUGGACAAACGGCAGAUCAUCAUGGACCUUCAGAUCAGCUAUGUUGGAAAUACUGAAAUCGAUGUGGAUGUCAAAAGGUACUACUGUAGAGCAGGGAUCAAAAGUAUACAGCUACAUGGAGUUCUGCGGGUGAUUCUUGAGCCACUUUUGGGGAAUAUGCCGCUGGUUGGUGCUCUUUCCCUCUUCUUCCUCAAGAAGCCACUAUUGGACAUAAACUGGACAGGCCUCACAAAUAUAUUGGACAUUCCAGGGCUUAAUGGCUUUUCAGACCACAUGAUCCAGGAUAUUAUCAGCACUUACAUGGUGUUGCCUAACAGGAUCACUGUACCACUGAUAGGUGAGGUUGAACUGGCCAAGCUUCGUUUCCCUAUGCCAAAGGGAGUUCUAAGGAUUCAUUUUCUUGAAGCUCAGAAUCUGGAAGUUAAGGAUACAUAUCUGGGCGGGCUGAUCAAAGGGAAGUCUGACCCCUAUGGCAUGCUGCUGGUUAGCAAUCAGCUCUUUAGAAGCAAGACCAUCAAAGAAUGUCUGCACCCCAAAUGGAAUGAGGUGUAUGAGGCACUAGUAUAUGAACAUUCAGGACAACAUCUGGAAAUUGAGCUCUUCGAUGAAGACCCAGAUAAAGAUGACUUCUUGGGCAGUCUAAUGAUUGACUUGAGUGAGCUUCAUAAAGAACAGAAGGUUGAUGAGUGGUUUGACUUGGAAGAAGUUACUACAGGCAAACUUCAUCUGAGAUUAGAGUGGCUGUCAUUGUACCCGAGUGCUGAGAAACUAGAUCAAGUAUUAAGGAGCAUAAGGGCUAAUGAAAAUCUUUCCUCCGCUCUGCUAGUUGUUUACCUGGACUCUGCCAGUAAUUUGCCGACCAAUCCUCUUGACUUUAACCCUGAUGGCCGCAAACCCCCUUAUAAAGGCCUGAAGUCUGGGAAAAAAGUGAGCAUAGAUCCAAAUCCUUUUGUCAAACUGACUGUAGGACAAAAGAUGUACACAAGCAAGGUGAGGUUUAAAACUAGUGAGCCACUGUGGGAGGAGGCUUUUCACUUCCUUAUCAACAACCCCCGCACUCAGGAACUGGAAAUUGAGGUGAGGGAUAGUAAGCACAAGUGCUCUCUGGGUAGUGUGCGGGUGGCAGUUGCUUCUCUCCUGAAGGAGGCAGACAUGACACUGAAUCAGCAGUUCCCCCUGCAUAACUCUGGCCCCAGCAGCACCCUCAAACUCAAAAUGGCUCUCAGGGUUGGUGUGUCUGUCCUCUGUUUAGAGAAGGAGGUCACAUCCAGCCAGCCGUCUUCUGUCCGGGUCAGACACAGUAGUCAGAAUGACUUUUGCGUGACCCCUCAACCUCAAACAGUCACUAGCACCAGCAACUCCACAGUCAUCCAGCCAUCACAAAACCCAUCUUGUACCCUCGCACCGGACACUCCUCAAGGGAAAAGAGGAUCUGAUGGCUCCCCGGUGCGGUUAGCAGAGGCAGGCCGCAGCGUCUCCAGUCUGGAGAUAAGCAGCUCGCACAACCAUCAGUCUCACAGAGACUCUACACCUAGUCUGGCCUCUGACAUUUCGCUGCCAUCUGCCACACUGGAACUGCAGCAGAGGUUACAGAAGCUACAAAACGGCUCUGGGCUGAGACAGUAUCCACUCGGUGAAGUCCAGCUCACUAUCCGACACAGCUCACAAAGAAAUAAACUUAUUGUAGUGGUUCAUGCCUGCAGAAACCUCAUAGCACUGACUAAAGAUGGUUCAGACCCAUACAUCCGUCUUUACCUGUUACCAGACAAGAGCCGGAGUGGCCGCAGAAAAACCAGCACACUCAAGAAGACGCUCAAUCCUAUCUACGACCAGUCCUUUGAGUUCAGUGUGUCUAUAGUGGAACUGCACAGGAGAACUUUGGAUGUCGCUGUCAAGAAUGGAGGAGGACUGUUGUCCAAACACAAAGUACUACUAGGCAAGGCACUUGUGGACUUGGCAAGUGAAGACAUUUCAAAAGGAUGGACUCAAUGGUAUCAUCUAACGGAGGAUGGCUCGAAGAAGAUAAUUCAGAUGUAGUGGUCCAUGCUAGAAAGCAGAAAUGAAUGGAACAGCAGAUAACUGGGACAUGUCACGGCACGCACAGGAUAAUGUAGAGGCUUUAGUAGCAGAAGAGCAGUGCUGAUUCUAACUAAACCAGGCUACUUCUACUGGGAUUUACACUGGCCUACAAAGUGUCUCUCUCAUUCUCACCAAAAGCCAAAAUUGCCACCUGAAGCAUCUGUCCCGCUUACUUUCACUUUCUCAAAGGAUUCAAUCUGAUAGUCUUUUUAAUUUUGUCUGCUUGUUUGUUUUAUCCUUUUAUUCAUCUUAUUGGUGUUUGGUCGCAUAACUUCACUUUUUAUCAGAUAAAAAUGGUUGCCCAUGAAGUUAUGAAACAACAGUAGACAAAAAGAGCAUUAGAUUUAUUAUUAAAUGUGCCUUUAUUUAUUGUAUUCAAGUUAUUUUGAUAAUAUUAAACUUUUUGAUUUCUUUUUAAUACUAUGUUUUGUAAGCAGUCAAUCAGAAAAAAAAUGUAAUGUUGCUGGUAAGUCAGACAUGUUAUUGUAGCAUUGUUGUUUGUUUGAGGCAGUAUAUUACACAAAACACGUGGCCAAAGACAUGGUUGCAAGGUUGCAAGUGCAAAAGAAAGGCUAUACGUAUGGAUGUAUAUAUGUAUGUAUGAACAUUUCCUUUUCUUUAGAUUUUUUUUCUUUAGAUUUUUACAGUUACGGAAAAUCCAAGCUAUGUUCAGCUUUUCAAAAAUGAUCCAUUGAUAAUUUAUUUUUAAAGUAUUUUACUGUAUCCUGUUGCACAACACAAGAUGAACAGCCUGUAAAGAAAUGUUUGAUACCCAUUUUGUCUGCAAGAGUUUUAUGAGGAAAAGCAAAAUGUGUUUUUAGUAUGCAACAUUUGUAAGAUGAUAAUAGCUUGGUUACAAAGGGUUUUGGAUUGUUUCAAGACUGUGAAAUGGCUGUUGAUAUGUUUUCCAGCCUUAUUCUUCUCUAUGCAUUAUGCAUGAUAUCAUUAAAAUAUGAAAUGCAACAUGAAUCACAAUGAACUUGUAACUUGAACCCAUUUUAGAGUUAAAGGGCCUGAAUGCAUUUUAUUACCUUAAUUGUUUAAACAGUUAUUUUAAUUUAGUGUCUAUUCGUACUUUGUUUUUAAGGUCGGGUCAUUCCUGGGAUUCAGUGCCUUUUUGACAUCAUAACACUCAAAAAAAAUUGUUUUUAAUAAAUUCUUGUGCAAUCAUGAUAGGGAGCUGUAAAAAGUGAAA
This is a messenger RNA of Sinocyclocheilus grahami, 4325 nucleotides long. RefSeq names its product extended synaptotagmin-2-like. Gene Ontology annotation, cellular component: endoplasmic reticulum membrane. The record is from RefSeq and is a predicted model, not a curated record. Gene Ontology annotation, molecular function: calcium-dependent phospholipid binding; phosphatidylethanolamine binding; calcium ion binding. Lineage: Eukaryota; Metazoa; Chordata; Actinopteri; Cypriniformes; Cyprinidae. The coding region runs from base 446 to 3088 and encodes 880 amino acids. The transcript has 24 exons. Gene Ontology annotation, biological process: lipid transport.